Ornithodoros turicata is the source of this 1533-nucleotide messenger RNA. RefSeq names its product carboxypeptidase inhibitor SmCI-like. Lineage: Eukaryota; Metazoa; Arthropoda; Arachnida; Ixodida; Argasidae. Gene Ontology annotation, molecular function: serine-type endopeptidase inhibitor activity. The transcript is spliced from 4 exons. The record is from RefSeq and is a predicted model, not a curated record. Bases 110 to 736 code for a protein of 208 amino acids.
CCGAAGAAAGCAUUAAAGUUUAUUCGAGAAACGGGGACGUCAUAGUGCGAGACUGUGUUGAAGUAGCAAAUAUUAGAAAGUGCGUGGUGCAGAAGGAAGAUAGUACGUCAUGUACCUGGAAGUGUUGUGGCUCGUUGUACAUUUUACGGCAUCUCUGAGAGUUAAUGCAAUAGCAGUUCAUGGGGAAGGACCAUGUAGUUCACCACCGGCACGAGGGGACUGUGAGGAGGAUCACGUGAGAUAUUACUUCAAUCCGUAUGACGGAGACUGCCAGGAGUUCGUUUACAGCGGCUGCGCCGGAAACGAGAAUAACUACCGCAACCUGCGAGAAUGCAUGGACUCCUGUUUGCCAACUUAUGAAGAAAACUACAUUCCCCGUUUUUGUUACCUACCCAAGGGAAGAGGACUGUGCAACGAGUCACUGCUACGAUACUUUUAUAAUCCUGACAGCGGCCGUUGCGAAGCAUUCAUGUAUUCGGGUUGCAUGGGCAAUGCCAACAAUUUCCACAGCGUGGGGGACUGCAAAUUGUUCUGCAGACUUUCGGGACAAGCAACACUUUCCAGGAAGCCUCCCAUGUGCUACUUGCCACCCGAAAGAGGGAGUUGCGGAGGCUUUCUACCGAGGUUCUAUUACGAUGAGUACAACGCAGAGUGCAGGAAGUUCCAAUACAGCGGAUGUCUGGGAAACGAUAACAAUUUUGCGACAGAAAUAGAGUGCGAGAAAACAUGUAGUUAAGUCGCUCCCCGUGCCUCCUUUUAUGCCAGUAUCGGAUUUAUAAAUACUGAAUCUGGAACAGCCGCAGCAAAAAGUAACUUUAUCUCGCGGCGCCGGUGCAUUUAUGCAGAAGAGAACGGACUUCCUAGUUAUUACGGAUGUACAACAUUAUUACCAUUAAUGGAGUGUUCCUAACAGCAGUUUAGUGUGUAUGCUUUGUAACGGGAUAAAAUUAAUAGCAUAAAAUAGUAUGUUUAUAUUAUUUGUAUAUACUAUUUAUAUUCUUUGUGUAUACUGUAUAUACUGUUUGUUAAGACAGUCCCUUGUUCUUUGCUUUUCUUUUUUUUUUCAAGGUCUGAUCAUGUGACAGCAACAUUUUGUUUGAGCGGCGUACCACGAACGACGCGCAUUUUGGUGCUACUUUUAUUUCCAUAGCAGUGCCGAAUAUGUUUUUCGUCGAAUUCGAAAUUGUGGCUGCUUAGGGUGAGUGGAAGGCCCCCGGACAGCACAUCCAGCGUACUCUGUUGUCGUGCGAAUUACGUAUGUGCGCAUUUUUCGCCGUCAUCGAAGAUUUCGAAGACGUCGAAGAUUUCAAGGAAGCACAACGCCGGGAGAAAGAUACCUUCAAUGACGACAAGGAAGUGGGUAGCGUAUUUCAUUUUAAAGGACAAUUUAAAUGUGACACCUUCAGGAUGCGAUCGACAAAAGAGAAUAUAUUUUCUGGUGAUGUGCAAUAACAAGACACAAUGAAUCUACCACGAAUUCCUUAUUUCUGAAGUUUUCGCAGCAUGCAUAUUAAAUUUGUUGUGCAUGCGUUC